Paramecium primaurelia is the source of this 375-nucleotide messenger RNA. The record is from the annotation of a GenBank genome assembly. Lineage: Eukaryota; Ciliophora; Oligohymenophorea; Peniculida; Parameciidae.
AUGUAAAAAACAAGUGCAGAUUGUUUAAUUAAUGGAAUCAAUUGUAGUACUUGUAUUGAUACUUAAAAUUAAACAACUCCUUCAUGUAAUUGUGUUGAUGGAUACAUAAUGAAUACUUCAACAUCCUUAUGCGAUUAAUGUUAACAUCCAUGCGCUACAUGCUAAACAACAGUAGAUUAUUGUUUAACAUGUGCUGCAACAUAUACUAUAGAUUCGAAUACUCAUACAUGUUCAUGCUUAACUAGUUAAUAUGAAGUAAAUGUUACACCAUAAAAAUGUUAAAAUUGUACGAGCCCAUGUGCAACUAAUUGUGGAUCAUGUGUAAUUGGAUUAAAUCAAAAUCUAAAAACUAACUAAUUUGUUUGUGAUGAUUGA